Molecule: messenger RNA, 231 nt
Organism: Cladophialophora psammophila CBS 110553
Lineage: Eukaryota; Fungi; Ascomycota; Eurotiomycetes; Chaetothyriales; Herpotrichiellaceae
Exons: 1
Coding region: 1-231 (76 amino acids)
Source: RefSeq, a predicted model, not a curated record
AUGCAUAAGACGCUAGGAACAAUGAUUGAGGAGGUGAUCAAGUACGGAUCUGACAUGACUAGCAUUGUUGCGCAGUAUCAGAUAUUCUCGGUCUCGGGGGCAGGUUACUAUUGGCCUAAAGCUCAACGUCAAAGGGGGAUGUACUUCCAAGGGGUCCACUUCCAAUCUAUCAAGGACAUGUUCGAGGAAUUCGACGAGAGAACAGCGAAGGGUGAAGUUUUCAUCAUCUGA